UCUAUUUUAAUUCGAUUCUAUUUAAGCUUCAUAAAUAAUUUCCUUUCUUUUUUCCCUCUAUAUUUGAUAUCCAGAAAAAUGCCUAUUGACAUGAAUUCUUCAAUCAAAGAAAUGAUAAAUGUUGGAGUAACAGCAAAACUCGCUUCGCCAUUGUAUAAUUUAUCAGCUGCGUUACAAAGUAGUUCAACAGAAACUGAUUGUCCGAGUCUUCACAGAAAAUACCAGAAAUUUCUUAAUGAGAAAACUUCAACACAAUCUGAUGAAACAUUAGAUAAUUCAAAAAAUCUCUAUCAACUCAAGACCAUAGAUGAGCUGAGAACACCAAAAGCAACACCUUCAAAAAUUGAAUUCUUACUUUAUCGAAGGUCACAUAACGCCAACAGAAGACUGCACAGAAAGUCGAAGAAGCAUGUAAGACAAAAAAAAUCGCAUACUUCGAUAAAGCGGCUUCUAGAAAGUGAGAGCAAAAGUGAAGAGUUAAGACAUCGUCCUCGAUCUCCUCCACCAGUACCACAGGAAACUUCGUUUGUGCAAAAGUUGAAAAAGUCCUUGGGAAGUAUGAACAAGUCAAAAAAAAGCAAGCAACAACAGAAAAACGAAACAUUAAGCCCUAAGAAAUCCAAAACUCCCAAAGAAUCUCGAAUCGAUAUUUAUCCUUUUGAUCAUGGCUGUGCAGAAUACUUGCGAACAACUGAUUUUGCACCACAAAUAAUAUCCGAACUUCUAGCCCAGAGGGCUACGGAUUAUGCCACAAGAUUUUGGGCUGAAGUUUUUGGAAGUCUUCACAUUGGAGUUGCUUUUGUUUUGACAUUUUUCCUACAAACAUAUCGGUUUUUGUUGUACAGUGUGGUAAAAUCGACUGUGGUGGGAUUUUUACAAAUGACCUCAGAUUAUGGAUUCAAACCUUUACUGACGGUAAUGUUCAAUGGUUUCUUUCAGCCUAUGUUAAUUUUUAUGCAUAAUAUAUUGUCAUCGAUGAGAGAUGUUUUGAAGCCAAUUUCAGAGACAAUGGACAGUUUUUUGAAGCCUUUGGGACACUUACUGCGGUCCAUAAGAUUGAUAACAUUCAAAGAAAGUCGAUCUAAGAAAUUGAUUAAGGAUGUUUAGGUUUAUUUUUAAAUAUUAAAAAAUGAAAUAUCAAUUUUAAAAAAUG
Molecule: messenger RNA, 1153 nt
Organism: Eupeodes corollae
Lineage: Eukaryota; Metazoa; Arthropoda; Insecta; Diptera; Syrphidae
Exons: 1
Coding region: 79-1107 (342 amino acids)
Source: RefSeq, a predicted model, not a curated record